Molecule: messenger RNA, 453 nt
Organism: Culex quinquefasciatus (southern house mosquito)
Lineage: Eukaryota; Metazoa; Arthropoda; Insecta; Diptera; Culicidae
Exons: 1
Coding region: 9-437 (142 amino acids)
Biological process (GO): microtubule anchoring
Cellular component (GO): microtubule organizing center
Molecular function (GO): protein binding
Source: RefSeq, a predicted model, not a curated record
CAAACGUCAUGAACUCCCACCCGGAACCCUCCAGCUCCGACCCCGAAGCAAAACUGCUCCAAACGGUGCGCCACUGUCUGGAGGGGGACUCGUACCUGCGGCGUGCCCGUUGCGACAUGCGCCGCAAGGUCCUCGAAACGAUCCAGGGCACCGGAGAAAAUCUGUUCGCUGGCAACACUGCUGACCAGCAACUGCCGCCGCGCCCGAUCCGGCUGAUCAACCAGCUGAUCCUGGAAUACCUGGACUGGUACAACCUGCAGUACACGGCCGAGAUGUUCGCCGUGGAGUCCGGAACGGGCCGGCUGGAGGCUCCCGUGCGGCGCCAGAUGCUGCAGAGUUCGCUGAAGUCGGUGCUGGAGGAUCCGGUCGAGUUUCAGCCGGAUCUGCCGGUGCUGGCGGAGCUGGUCAUGAAGCUGACGGUUGACGAUAUGGAGUGAUUGUUGAAAUAAAAUA